AUGGCUUGGAUUAGCGGCUUGUGCCUUGUUCGGAUAGACGAUGGUGACGGGAUAGGUGAGCGUCGUGGCGGUGGUGGUAGUGGUGCGUGGUGGUGCGUCCGUUCGUUUGUUCGUGCUCUUUAUCACCCUCCCCCCCAUCCCAUCCCAUCGCACCUCCAUCUAUCCCCUCGUGCUCACAUGCCUAUCCCCAGCCAUGACGCGCUCAUGCACACCAAUGGUGAUGAGCGAGCAAUCGCACGGGCAAAAGCGCGGUGUCGUCUGUCCGCACAUCCACAACCGCCACCACACCCAUCUCUUCCACCCCUCAUCCAUCACCAGCCCCAUCGCGCCCCUACCAUCCACCCAACAGCCCAACCCACCUCACCCCUCGCCACCACCGUCAUCACCGCCAUCAUCGCCAUCAUCGCAUCGCAUCGCAUCACGCAUCGCAGACCGCGACGAGGACAAGCAUCGGCCAAAUACUCGGCGGUGGGCAAGGAAUCCACCCGCAUCAUCAGUGAGAUCGAAUCGGGGCGCGAAGAUCGAAGAUCGAGGAUCGGCGCACGCGUGGAGCGUGCAUCCAUGCAUUCAGCGCAUCCACUAUAUGCAUGA
Molecule: messenger RNA, 591 nt
Organism: Aplosporella prunicola CBS 121167
Lineage: Eukaryota; Fungi; Ascomycota; Dothideomycetes; Botryosphaeriales; Aplosporellaceae
Exons: 1
Coding region: 1-591 (196 amino acids)
Source: RefSeq, a predicted model, not a curated record